Molecule: messenger RNA, 2142 nt
Organism: Pseudomyrmex gracilis
Lineage: Eukaryota; Metazoa; Arthropoda; Insecta; Hymenoptera; Formicidae
Product: U3 small nucleolar ribonucleoprotein protein MPP10
Exons: 5
Coding region: 191-2071 (626 amino acids)
Biological process (GO): rRNA processing
Cellular component (GO): sno(s)RNA-containing ribonucleoprotein complex; Mpp10 complex; small-subunit processome
Source: RefSeq, a predicted model, not a curated record
ACAUCGCAUCGGACCACCGCAGGAAAAAGGUCCUCGAUAUCAUCAUCUGUUAAAGCUGAAACAUUUACAGAUAAUAUCCGAUCCCAAUCGGAGUCGCAACAAGCGAUCAUCUGUGCAUAGCACAUGGCGGUACAGAAGUAUUGACUGUUUCUGUGAAAAAGUUGAUUGUUUUUGUAAAUGUAAGAAAAACAUGGCUAACUUCGAUAUUAUAGACAGUAUCAUAUCUUCUCUUGACAAAAUUCAAUCACUAGAAAGAAUAAAAAGUGGAAAGACUGAAAUUGAUAUAAAAGCUCUUACAAAACACAUAUACGAUUUCACCAAGGAACAUUCUUGCUGCAACACUGAUGCAUUGCCAGAAUUAGUUAUAGAAGGAUUUGAUGAAGAACAGAUCUGGCAACAAUUAGAAUUACAGAAUGAAAGCGAAACAUUGGAUUUAAAAUUUAAAACGUCAAACAAGACUUCAAGAAUUUUGAGUAGUAAAAAGAAGUUGACUGUUCCAUUAAGCUCCAUAAAACCUGAAAAUGAACCUGUGCAGAUUGAAAAUGAUGAUUUUCAUGAAGAAAACGAAAGUAUGUGCGAUGAUAAAGAAUCAGACAAUGAAAAUGAAGAGACUAAAACCAUUUUGAAAAGAAAACAUGAAAAAAAACAAAAAUCUGUUGUGGAUGACAAAUUUUUCAAAUUAGAAGAAUUGACUGAAUAUUUGACUAAAGAAGAAAAAAAAGAAAAGCAGGAAGAGGAAGAUGAUGAAUCUGAUGAAUCUGUGGAUUUGUUUAAUGAUCUUUCUGAGGAAGAAGAAGAUAAUGUCGAAGGAAAAUAUAUGAAAUAUGCAGACUUUUUUGAUAGUCCUGAAAGUGAAAAUGAGCACCUCAAUGAAAGUAAAAUUUCAAAUAAAGACUCAGAAGAAGAAAGAUCAGAUGAUAAAGAAGAUAUGAGCAAUGAGGAAGAGGAAGAAGAGGAGCCACUGAGUAAGAGAGUAAGAUUUAAUCUUACCAAUGAUUCAGAUGAGACUGACAGUUUGGAGAACAAAGCAAAUAAGGAGGAACAGAAUGACGAUGAAGAAUACAUGGAAGAAGACGCAGAACCAAAAUCUACCUUAGAAGCUCGCCAAGAAAGGCUGAAGAUGAAAAUCCAAGAGCUGGAACAGGAAAUAAUGAGUGAAAAGCCAUGGCAAUUAAAAGGUGAAGUAAGCGGUCUACAUAGACCGCAAAAUUCUUUGCUAGAAGAGUUUGUGGAGUUUGAUAUAACCAAACGACCAGCUCCUGUUAUAACCGAGGAGACUACAAUAAAAUUGGAAGACAUAAUCAUGCGACGAAUUAAAGAUAAGGCCUGGGAUGACGUUGAAAAGAAGUUCAAGCCUGUUGAAACUCCAUUAGAAUACAAGAAAAAACUGAUACUUGAUCAGGAGAAAAGCAAAGAGAGUUUAUCGCAAAUUUAUGAAAAAGAAUAUCUGAGACAGAAGAAAGCAUCGAAUCCGGACAAUGAGGACGAUGAGAAGAAAGAGGAAUCAUCACAAUUACAUAAUGAAAUUCGACAUAUGAUGCGAUCUCUGAUAUCCAAGCUGGAUGCGUUGUCUCAUUAUCAUUAUACUCCCAAACUCGCUAAACCUGAAAUUAAAAUUAUUAGCAACGUGCCUGCGAUUAAUAUGGAAGAAGUUGCGCCGGUCGCAACCAGUGAUGCCACUUUGUUAGCACCUGAGGAAGUUAAAGCCAAACCGCAUGGUGAUCUUAUCGGUAAGUCCGAGAGAACGAAAACCGAUAUGAAACGUGAAAGAAGAAAGAAAAAAUUAAGACAACGAGCAAAACAACAGGCGAUAGAAAAGAAAGAAAAAUUGAAAACAUUGAAGCCAGGAAUUUCUAAGAAACUUAAAGAUAAGAAAGAGAAGGAAAUGUUGCUGAAGAAAGUAACUAAAGACAGAAACGUCACAAAGUUAAACGAGACAACGCAUAAAGUCGCAAAAUCUUCGACUACGUUCUUUACGCAGCUUCAGGACCAAAUAAAGAGUAAAAAAAAUACGAAAACUUCUAAAAAUAAGGAUAAAAAGACAGUUUCGGCUGUAAAACUAAAGUUGUAAAUGUUUUUUUAUCCGCGUAGAUAGUACAUAUAUUUUAUACAUACUGACUAUAUAUAUAAAUAAGGUUUAAA